This is a messenger RNA of Gadus chalcogrammus (walleye pollock), 3271 nucleotides long. Its product is annotated as lon protease homolog 2, peroxisomal-like. The coding region runs from base 97 to 2628 and encodes 843 amino acids. Gene Ontology annotation, cellular component: peroxisomal matrix. NCBI's taxonomy places the organism in Eukaryota, Metazoa, Chordata, Actinopteri, Gadiformes, Gadidae. The record is from RefSeq and is a predicted model, not a curated record. Gene Ontology annotation, molecular function: ATP binding; ATP-dependent peptidase activity; ATP hydrolysis activity. Gene Ontology annotation, biological process: protein quality control for misfolded or incompletely synthesized proteins; protein targeting to peroxisome; protein processing. The transcript is spliced from 17 exons.
UCCUUGUUAUGACUGCUAUGUCAAGCAGAGGUUCGGCAACGCUGGUUGAGAUAGGCUUUGAAUAGUUCUCUCCAGCGGUUCGUUUGCAGUCCAAUAAUGUCUAAUAACGGUAUUCAGAUUCCGAGACGUCUUCCUCUGCUCUUGACCCAUGAAGGGGUGCUGUUACCCGGUUCCACCGUGCGGAUUAGCGUCAACACUCCUCGGAACAUGCAGCUUGUUAAGAGUCGCUUGUUGAAGGGGACUUCGUUAAAAAGUACCAUCAUCGGAGUGAUCCCAAACACAAGAGACCCUGACCAUGACACAGACGAUCUCUCCCCUUUGCAUAGCAUUGGCACAGCAGGACUAGCAGUGCAAGUGGUGGGGAGCAACUGGCCCAAACCCCACUACACCUUGCUCAUCACGGGAUUAUGCCGGUUUCGUGUCACUGCUCUGCUGAACGAACGACCAUUUCCUCUGGCUGAGGUGGAGCAGCUGGACAAGCUGGAGCAGUUUUCACCCUCUAUUAGCCUGGAGGAGACGGAGAGGGACGGGGAGCUGGGGGCUCUAUCUCAGGCCUUCUACACGGCAGCUCAGCAGUUGGUAGACAUGCUAGACAUGUCGGUUCCAGUGGUCGCCAAGCUGAAGCGUCUGUUGGACAGCCUGCCCAGGGAGACUCUGCCUGAUGUGGUGGCCUCCAUGAUCCGCAGCUCAAACAAAGAAAAGCUACAGGUGCUGGAUGCAGUGGGCCUCGAGGAGCGCUUCAGGAGGGCUCUGCCCCUGCUGACCCGACAGAUAGAGAGCCUGAAACUGCUGCAGAAGAGCAGGAAGCCCCGGCCCGAUGACGAGAGGAGGGUCUUUUCCGUGCGCAAGGGAGGGGUGCCUUCCGGGCGGCAGUUCUCCCUAGAUGACGAGGCGGGGGAGGAAGAUGGGAAUGACUUCCAGGUCCUGGAGAGGAAGGUGCAUGGGGUCAACAUGCCUGAGGCCUCCCUCAAAGUGUGCCUCAAGGAGCUCAAGAGACUGAAGAAGAUGCCCCAGUCCAUGCCUGACUACUCCCUAACCAUAAACUACCUGGAUCUCAUGGUAGAGCUACCUUGGGACAGGAACACAAAGGACCGCCUGGACAUCGGCGCAGCCCGGGUCCUGUUGGACAACGACCACUACGCCAUGGACAAACUUAAGAGACGCGUCUUGGAGUAUCUGGCUGUGAGACAGCUCAAAAACACACUGAAGGGCCCCAUCCUGUGCUUUGUGGGGCCACCUGGUGUGGGCAAGACCAGCGUGGGACGUUCCAUAGCCAGGACGCUAGGCAGGGAGUUUCACCGCAUUUCACUUGGAGGCGUCUGUGACCAAUCAGAUAUCCGGGGACACCGUCGGACAUACGUGGGGAGCAUGCCCGGCCGCAUUAUAAACGGUUUAAAGACGGUGGGCGUCAACAAUCCCGUCUUCCUAUUGGACGAGGUCGACAAGCUGGGGAAGAGUCUGCAGGGAGACCCCGCAGCUGCCCUGCUGGAGGUCCUGGACCCUGAGCAGAACCACAGCUUCACAGACCACUACCUCAACGUGGCCUUCGACCUCUCCCAGGUCCUCUUCAUCGCCACGGCCAACUCCAUGGCAACCAUCCCCCCUGCGCUACUCGACAGGAUGGAGCUGCUGCAUGUUUCAGGCUACACCCAGGAGGAGAAGGUGGAGAUAGCCAAGCGUCACCUGAUCCCCAAUCAACUGGAGCAACACGGCUUAACAUCCGAGCAUAUCCAGAUACCAGAAGACACCACGCUGGAUGUGAUCCGCAGCUAUACCCGGGAGGCAGGUGUCCGUUCCCUGGAAAGGAAGAUCGGUGCACUGUGCCGUGCUGUGGCUGUGAAGGUGGCCGAGGGUCAAAAGGUCACAGAGCCCGAGCACGAGAGUCUAGACGGCUCAGCUCAAGAGGCGAGAGACACUGCAGCACCACCGGAGAGGCCCAUAGUAAUCGACCACGUCGCCCUCAAAGACAUCCUAGGAGCGCCGCCAUUCGAGAUGGAGGUAUCAGAGCGCCUCACGCUGCCUGGUGUGGCGCUAGGCCUGGCCUGGACCCCUAUGGGGGGGGAGAUCAUGUACGUGGAGGCCAGCCGCAUGGAGGGGGAGGGCCAGCUCACCCUCACGGGACAGCUGGGCGACGUGAUGAAGGAGUCUGCCCACCUGGCCAUCAGUUGGCUGCGAGCUAAUGCUAAAAACUACCAGCUUACCAAUAUGGUGGGGGGACCAGACCCGCUAGACGGUACAGACAUCCACCUCCACUUCCCUGCUGGAGCGGUUACUAAAGAUGGACCCUCUGCCGGCGUUACCAUAGUAACCUGCCUGGCCUCACUGUUCAGCGGCCGAUUGGUCAGGUCGGACGUGGCCAUGACGGGGGAGAUAACGCUCCGAGGACUGGUGCUGCCGGUGGGCGGCAUCAAAGACAAGGUCCUGGCAGCCCACAGGGCCGGGGUGAAGCGCGUCAUCCUUCCCAGGCGCAACGAGAAAGACCUGGAGGACAUCCCGGCCAACGUGCGCUCCCAGCUGGACCUGGUGACGGCGGGAAACCUGGAGGAGGUGCUGAACGCAGCCUUCGACGGCGGCUUCGCCAGGGCGGCCAAGGCUCCGGAGCAUCCCCGGGUCACCAGCAAGCUGUGACCCCCACGGCAGGCGGACGCCACGGCUACAUACCCAGACUGUAAACGCUGACAUUUAGUUUGGGCAUUUACUUUGGAAGUCUUAAUUCCAGUGUUAAUUACCGUAGUUUGAUUGACGUUGCGGUUGUGGUGUCCUUUGAAAUCAUGGAAUAAGGUUUUGAUUGCGUAAAACAUCAUGGCUAAAACAUUUUGCCUAUGCAAUGAUGGACACCUUUAGUUGCAAUUAUUGUUUAAAAUAAUAUUAAUGCUUUUAAAAAAGUGACCAGUUUACUCAAACCUUGCAUUCUGAGUAAUACUGCAUACCUAUUCAAAGCAACUUUAUCUCAGCACUGGCAGAAGUUGAUUUUGUUAAAAAAUAAUAAUAAUGGCAAUGUCAUUAAAUAGCUAUCAUGUUGAUAUAUCAGUCAUAUUAAUUUAGUAGAUUUGGUUAUUGUAAGACAUUGAGAUUAUUCAGAUUCAGAUAACUUUAUACAGGCUGCAACUCAGUCGACAUACAAAAAGGAGAUAGUUUAGCUGACACUUUUUUCCCAAAUGGACUUGCAGUGAAUAUGGAAGCAGCCAUUUAUGAGCAGGUAGGUGUUCAGGGUGCUCAAGGCUGAGCCCCAUUAGGAUGAGGAUCCAUCUGACCACCUUCUGGCUCGGAG